This is a messenger RNA of Acanthosepion pharaonis, 2475 nucleotides long. Lineage: Eukaryota; Metazoa; Mollusca; Cephalopoda; Sepiida; Sepiidae. The record is from the annotation of a GenBank genome assembly.
AUGUCAUCCAACUGCUUUCUUCGGCGGCACAGAAAACGAAAAGCUCCAUCGAUUUCCUCCGAUUUCUCGUCCCUACUGCUUCUCAAGUAUCACUCGAUAAGGAAGCGCCGUUUCUCAAGAGAUUCCUGGAAUCUUCAACCAAAUAACAACACUCUUUCUCAGUUCAGUGUUCCUAGACUUUCCCUCUACCUUUUUUUUACCGUUGUUGUCAGUAUUUCUUCUUCUUCUUCUUCUUCUUCUUCUUCUUCUUCUUCUUCUUCUUCUUCUUCUUCGUCCUUCAUUUUCGUGCUUCUCUCUUUCUUUGUUUUCCUUCCUUCACUGUAUCGUAUGCUUUUUUCGAGGUCACAUUUCUCUGAAUUUUCUUCGUUAUCCGCACUUUUCUUUUUUUUCUUCUCCUUUAGUUCUUUUUUUUCUCCCCCUUUUUUUUUAACCAUUUCUUUCUAUUUUUCUUCUCUUUAUUUUUUCCUUCUAUUUAUCUUUGUUAUUUACUUUUUAAUCCGGCUCUUUUUUAUUCAUUUAAAUCAUCCAAAUGUUACUUUUUUUUUUUAUCUGUCUCCUCUCCUUAUAUGCCUUUUCCUCUUGUUCUUCUACCCAUAUCGUUUUUUUUUUAAAUUUGUUUUUCUUUUCCAUUUUUUUUCUCUUUUUUUUCUUCAUUUUCUUUUUCCAUCUGUUCUUUCCUUCUAUUUCAUUUACUUACCUUCAUUUUUGAAUAUUUCGUUUUACUUCUUUGACUUCGCGUUCUCCUUCUUCGUCGACUUAUUUCGUCUUCGCCUUUACGUAUUCUUCUUCUUCUUUCUCUUCUUCUUCUUCUUCUACUCUAUCUUUUUACGGAUUUUUAAUUUCUUAUCUAUUGUUCUUCAUUUUCUUUUUCACUCAUUUUUCUUCUUUUUCAUUACCUUUUUUAUUUCUUUGACUUUUCGUAUUUCUUUUCCUCCUUUUGUUUCUUGUUCUUUUUCUUUUUCUUUCUUUUAUUUUCGAUCUUUUUUUUUAUCUUUCUCUUCCUUAUCAUUCUUAGUUCUUUACCUUUUCUUUUAUUUUCGAUCAUUUUUUAUUUCAUUCUUAGUUCUUUCUUUUUCCUUUUUUUUUUCAUUUUUUUUUCUUUUUCUCUUCCUUAUCAUUCUUAGUUCUUUACCUUUUCUUUCUUUUAUUUUCGAUCAUUUUUUUAUCUUUCUCUUCCUUAUCAUUCUUAGUUCUUUACCUUUUCUUUCUUUUAUUUUCGAUCAUUUUUUUAUCUUUCUCUUCCUUAUCAUUCUUAUUCUUUACCUUUUUCUUCUUUUUAUUUUCGAUCAUUUUUUAUCUUUCUCUUCCUUAUCAUUCUUAGUUCUUUACCUUUUCUUUCUUUUAUUUUCGAUCAUUUUUAUCUUUCUCUUCCUUAUCAUUCUUAGUUCUUUACCUUUUCUUUCUUUUAUUUUCGAUCAUUUUUUUAUCUUUCUCUUCCUUAUCAUUCUUAGUUCUUUACCUUUUCUUUCUUUUAUUUUCGAUCAUUAUUUAUCUUUCUCUUCCUUAUCAUUCUUAGUUCUUUACCUUUUCUUUCUUUUAUUUUCGAUCAUUUUUUUUAUCUUUCUCUUCCUUAUCAUUCUUAGUUCUUUACCUUUUCUUUCUUUUAUUUUCGAUCAUUUUUUUAUCUUUCUCUUCCUUAUCAUUCUUAGUUCUUUACCUUUUCUUUCUUUUAUUUUCGAUCAUUUUUUUAUCUUUCUCUUCCUUAUCAUUCUUAGUUCUUUACCUUUUCUUUCUUUUAUUUUCGAUCAUUUUUUUUUAUCUUUCUCUUCCUUAUCAUUCUUAGUUCUUUACCUUUUCUUUCUUUUAUUUUCGAUCAUUUUUUUUAUCUUUCUCUUCCUUAUCAUUCUUAUUCUUUACCUUUUCUUUCUUUUAUUUUCGAUCAUUUUUUUCUUUCUUAUCAUUCUUAGUUCUUUACCUUUUCUUUCUUUUAUUUUCGAUCAUUUUUUAUCUUUCUCUUCCUUAUCAUUCUUAGUUCUUUACCUUUUCUUUCUUUUUUUAUUUUCGAUCAUUUUUUUUUAUCUUUUCUUCCUUAUCAUUCUUAUUCUUUACCUUUUCUUUCUUUUUUAUUUUCGAUCAUUUUUUAUCUUUCUCUUCCUUAUCAUUCUUAGUUCUUUACCUUUUCUUUCUUUUAUUUUAAUUUUUUUUUCUUUUUUCUAUCAUUCUUAUUCCCCUUUUCUUUUAAUUUUCUUUUUACUUUUCUUUCUUUCUCUUUUCUUUUUUCUUUUUUGCUUUCUUCUCUUUCGCCUCCCCCAUUUAUCUCCCUUUAAUCCUCUCCCUUUUCCUUCUCCAUCGCAUUGUCUUUCGGGCGUCGCAAUCUAUUUACCUCAAUCAGCUUCUAUCUAUCUAUCUAUCUAUCUAUCUAUCUAUCUAUCUAUCCCUAUCAUUUUUAUUCUUUCUAUCUAUUUAUCUAUCUCAGUCAGUAUCUAUCUAUCUAUCUAUCUAUCUAUCUAUCUAUCUAUCUAUCUGGGGAGAUAG